AUUUGGUAGCUUUAGUGAUAUUUCUUACAGCGUUAGUGUGCAGUUUUCAUUGCUUGCGCCCAUGCAUCCAGCACUCCUCCAAAAUUAUAUUGAAAACCUCAUCGGUGUUUGGUUUGGCCAAAAAGGCUAAAUUAUUUGAUGCCUCAGUAGCAACAUAGAGCUCUAAGGAUGUGUAAAUUACAGUGAAACAUUUAGAGGUUUUUAGGUUUUGGGGCGGGGGGAGCCAUAUGUCCACAUAUAUACAUAUGUAUAUGCAUAUUGGCUUGAUACUUCAAGAUGUCCUUCCUUGUUGCUAGGAGACCGAGCUCAGUGCCAACAUUCUUGUCAACUCCAAUAUGGCAGGAUUGACUUUGACCGGUGAUUGUGACCAGAGAGACGGUAUACUGAAACUGUCCAGUAUUGUGGCUGGUGCCAGAAAGGUGAACCUGCGCAUAGUUGGCAACUUGAGAACUGACGAGUCCCUUUGGGAGAUCUGGAAUUCGUGUGGUUUCUGGGUAGAGUGGAGCUCAGUGGCUCAAUGUGUCCUGCAGCACCUUAAAAACCUUGAGAGGUGGCGGGCGGAUCCAAACAGAGAGGUCUUUGCAUUUUGUAUAGAUGAUGAUCAGCUUGUUGACACUGUGGAGAACGUUGCCAGACGAGGCUGGAAUGUGGAGAUUUGGUGUUGGAGAGCUUCAUGUCCCAUGUUGGUAGAAGCUACCCGCAAUGUUUCACACCUGACCAGUCGCGUGAAAAUUUGUUGCUUAGAUGACUUCAAUUCCUGGCUCGGUAGCAGCGGAUCGCCGCUUGCAGAAAUUCCCAGGGCAGAGCUACACGAGGAACCUUAUGGGUUUUUGAAUGAACGUCAGCCAGAUCUGUGUGCAAUUUGUCUUUCUGAAGAAGCGAUUUUUUCUUUGAAGCCUUGCAAUCACCGUGUAUUGUGCAGAGCUUGCUUGGGACCCUGGAUGGAACAGCGGCCAGAGCCGGCAUGCCCUUUGUGCCGGAGGCCAUUCUGUCACAUCAGCUAAGCACUAAGCAAG
Durusdinium trenchii is the source of this 1016-nucleotide messenger RNA. Lineage: Eukaryota; Dinophyceae; Suessiales; Symbiodiniaceae. The record is from the annotation of a GenBank genome assembly.